Molecule: messenger RNA, 867 nt
Organism: Arachis stenosperma
Lineage: Eukaryota; Viridiplantae; Streptophyta; Magnoliopsida; Fabales; Fabaceae
Exons: 3
Coding region: 1-867 (288 amino acids)
Source: RefSeq, a predicted model, not a curated record
AUGUUUGAGUAUGAGUCUGAAGACUUACAUACUCCCAUAUCAUCUGAUGAUGAAGGCAGAGGUGAAAAGUUUCCAGAGUUUAAUGAUGAGUAUGCUCAUGGUGAGGGCAGGUUUGAGCUAGGAACUAGGUUUGCCACUGUAGAAAGGUUCAAGGAGGUAGUUAAAGAUUCUUUCAUUGCUGAGGGUCGGGAAGUGAAAUUGAUAAAAAAUGACAAAGAGAGAGUGAGAGUGGGGUGUGGGGAUAAGGAGGGCCCUUACUUGGUUCACUUAUCAUACAACAAAAGUCUGCAGUGUUAUCAAGUGAAGACCUACCAUCCAGAACCCACUUGUGCGAGGGAUUUGGGCAGCAACGCUGCUGAUCAACACUGGCUAAGUAAGAAGAUUGAAAAGCGGAUGUCCACCCAACCACACAUGAAUACAAAGGAGGCUACUGAUUUUCUUAAAGAGGAAUUUUCCCUCUGUCCCCAUUCUAAAAUGGUUUAUAGAGCAGUGAAGGAGGCUAGGGAGAAGAUCCAAGGAAAUGAAAAGGAACAAUAUAAUAGAUCCAGGGAUUAUUGUGAGAAAAUACUGAGGAGCAAUCCAGGCUCAUCAGCCAGGCUUGAGCUCAUGCCAAUUCCAGAUGGCCCCCUUCUUCUAGCAGCAGUUGCUCAGGAUGCCAACAACCAAUUUUAUGUUGUUGCCUAUGGAGUGGUCAGGGCUGAGACUAAGGAAGCCUGGAAGUGGUUCCUGACCAAUCUGCAAGGGGACAUAGGAGACGAUGCUAACCAUGGCUGGAACUUCAUAUCGGACCAACAGAAGGGUUUGCUUUCUGCAUUGAAGGAGGUCAUGCCACACGCUAAGCUCCGCAAUUGCGUUAUGCUUAUGUGA